CAGUGCGAGCCUUUGUAUUCACAUAACGUAUCGGACUAUAUGGUAUGAUGGUCAGGGAGUGAAAGGCACUUGUGGCUGAGGGCUGAGAAUUGGUGGCUUGAACACUAGUACGUACAAGUACUGGCAGGGUCCACACAGGAUCCGACGCACCCCUGUAUGACCAGAUUAGGCAUCAUGAGUCAAUGUUGACUGGCCUAGCGUCUAUCAUUUCACGUCUACAUCGGGGCCCAAGUAACUUUCAGGAUGUCUGAUCACACUCUUCUGGAUCACAUAGUCUCACAGACAAGGCAGAAUAUCGAGCUGUUGAUAUCUCACAAUAGGAUAUCUCCAUCGGAUGGCCGCGAUAUCCUACUCAAGCUUCCUAGCACUGGGGUGGCAGGAUCCAUGAUAGCCAUCACACAGCAAACGCAACGCCUUACAAUAUCUCCGGCGCCCGCUCAGACCAUGAUCAACAAUAAUCCUGGCUUGCGUGUAUCGCCAAAGCUAGAAGCUCGUGCGAUCUGGGACUGGACGAGCGAGGAUCCAAAUGAUCUAUCAUUCAAUGCAGGAGAUAUCAUAGAAAUCGUGAAAGAGACAAACGCAGAUUGGUGGACGGGCAGAAGCAAGGCAGGAAAGCAGGGCCUAUUUCCUGCUACAUACGUGGAGAGACUGGUUCCGCGAUCUCUCUCUCCACCACCAAUGGCCUUCCCUGAAUUUCCAAAGACAAGGACAUCACUUGAUUCAAAGUAUGGUUCGGCUUUGGAGCCCAAGUACAUGUCUCCAGGCCCUCCAGGCCCUCCGCAGUAUUCUUCAUCACAGCCUGUGCAGCAGCAGUACCCACCACCGCCUGGCCCUCCAACAGGUGGUUAUCCGCCUCCCAGUGGUCCUCCUGUCGGAGGCUAUCCGCUUCCUUCCGGACCUCCCGGGCCUCCUUAUAAUUCUUAUUCGGGAAAUCCUCCAGUGGCUCAGCCGGUUCCUCAGCAGCCCCCAAAGAAGGGUCGUUUCGGCAAUCUUGGCAAUACGAUGGCACAAGCGGCUGCUGGUGGUCUCGGGUUCGGUGCAGGUGCUGCCAUCGGUGGUGAUAUAGUGAACUCAAUUUUCUAGACUUCUACUCUCGUGCGUUACUAAGUUUACACGACUACAUUCAUCCGUGCUACAUCUUUCUUGACUGGAACAUUUUA
Messenger RNA from Suillus bovinus, 1160 nucleotides. RefSeq names its product SH3-domain-containing protein. Gene Ontology annotation, molecular function: protein binding. The transcript has 4 exons. Gene Ontology annotation, biological process: protein transport to vacuole involved in ubiquitin-dependent protein catabolic process via the multivesicular body sorting pathway. Bases 244 to 1083 code for a protein of 279 amino acids. NCBI's taxonomy places the organism in Eukaryota, Fungi, Basidiomycota, Agaricomycetes, Boletales, Suillaceae. Gene Ontology annotation, cellular component: ESCRT-0 complex. The record is from RefSeq and is a predicted model, not a curated record.